Messenger RNA from Passer montanus (Eurasian tree sparrow), 1438 nucleotides. Its product is annotated as myotonin-protein kinase-like. Gene Ontology annotation, molecular function: ATP binding; protein serine/threonine kinase activity. The record is from RefSeq and is a predicted model, not a curated record. Gene Ontology annotation, cellular component: cytoskeleton; cytoplasm. NCBI's taxonomy places the organism in Eukaryota, Metazoa, Chordata, Aves, Passeriformes, Passeridae. The annotation marks the transcript as partial. The transcript has 10 exons. Gene Ontology annotation, biological process: actomyosin structure organization; peptidyl-threonine phosphorylation.
GUGCCUUCAAGUCCCUGGACCGGGACGGGUCGGGGCAGAUCCGCGUCAGCCUGCAGGAGGUGGGGGUCUCCGGGGCGCUGGGGCUCGAGACCCUCCUGGACCUGCUGCUGGGGCUGGCGGGGGGGCUGCGGCACCGCCUCGGCCACCGGGAGCCCCCCGCCGGCACCGGGCCCGCCGCCGCAGGCAGCGGCGACAGCGGCGACAGCGGCGGCGACAGCGACGGCGACAGGGAGAGAGACAGAGAGAGACACGUCCGGGACUUCCUGAGCUGGGCCGAGCCGGCGGCCGCGCGGGUCCGGGAGCUGCAGCUGCAGCGCGGAGACUUCGAGAUCCUCAAAGUGAUCGGGAGAGGCGCCUUCAGCGAGGUGGCCGUGGUGAGGAUGAGGGAGACGGGGCAGAUCUACGCCAUGAAGAUCAUGAACAAGUGGGACAUGCUGCGCCAGGGACAGGUGUCGUGUUUCCGCGAGGAGCGGGACGUGCUGGUGCGCGGGGACCGGCGCUGGAUCACGCGGCUGCACUUCGCCUUCCAGGACCCGCAGUGCCUGUACCUGGUGAUGGAGUACUACAUCGGCGGUGACCUGCUGACGCUGCUCAGCAAGUUCGGGGACCGGCUGCCGCUGCCCAUGGCGCGCUUCUACCUGGCCGAGCUGGUGCGCUCGGCGGUGGCCGUGGGCACCCCCGAUUACCUGUCCCCAUGUCCCCAAUGUCCCCAAUGUCCCCAGGUGCGCUCGGCGGUGGCCGUGGGCACCCCCGAUUACCUGUCCCCAUGUCCCCAAUGUCCCCAGGUGCGCUCGGCGGUGGCCGUGCGCUCGGCGGUGGCCGUGGGCACCCCCGAUUACCUGUCCCCCGAGAUGCUGCUGGCGGUCGAGGACCCCUCGCGCUCCUACGGCCCCGAGUGCGACUGGUGGGCGCUGGGGGUCCUCGCCUUUGAGAUGUUCUGCGGCAAGCCGCCCUUCUUCGCCGACAGCGUGCUCGAGACCUACGCCAAGAUCCUGCACUUCCAGGUGCGCGCCGCGGGGACAUCGAGGGACAGCGGCGACACCGGGAGGGGACAGCGGAGACACCGCAGAGGGACAACGGGGACAGCGGGACAGGGUGGGGACAGCGAGGUGACCCCGGGUCUGUGGGCGUGGGUGGCACUGGGGACCGGGAGGUGGCACCGAGGGUGGCACCAGGGUGACAAUCACCCCCGGGGAGGUGACACCGCUGCCCCCGCUGUCCCCAGCUACGGUGGGGCCGGGGGGAGGGGCCGGGGGUGUCCCCGGGGCUGUCCCCAAGUGUCCCCUCCCUGCAGGCGCCUGCAGGAGGCCGAGAGCCGCAACCUGGAACUGGAAGCGAAACUGCGGCGGCUGCAGAGCGACCCCCCCGGGCCCGGCCCCCCCGCAGCACAAGGCAAGGACCCCUCCCCAAAAUCCCUGUGACACCCCGGGAAUGUCCC